Messenger RNA from Nicotiana tabacum (common tobacco), 2374 nucleotides. RefSeq lists its product as uncharacterized. The record is from RefSeq and is a predicted model, not a curated record. Gene Ontology annotation, molecular function: RNA binding. NCBI's taxonomy places the organism in Eukaryota, Viridiplantae, Streptophyta, Magnoliopsida, Solanales, Solanaceae.
GGUCAGCUAUAAAAUGCUCUUUCGACCCCCAAAUUUGCCCCUGUUCUCUCCAAUCCCUCUCUCAAUCUCUCAUUGUAGGGUUUCCCAAUUCUACUUCUUACGAGAAAUCCCAUACAACAAACACAACUAUGGCGGAAGAGGAUGUUCAAUACGCAUCAGAAGUUGGAGGAACAAACAAGAGGAAGUACGAAGACCAAACGACGCCUUCUCCUAUUCCUCGUAAACCCACAGGAUUCUCUGCAUCGAUUUCUGAUGGCUCCGGCGCGGCUCCUGCCGUGGCCUCUUACAACAGCGUUCCUCCACCUAUGGAUGAUUUCCAGCUGGCUAAGCAGAAGGCUCAGGAAAUCGCGGCUCGGCUCUUGAACAGUGCUGCCGAGCCGAAAAAAGCUCGUGUUGAUAACGGCGCUCCUGUUGCUUCUCCAUUUGAUUCCUUUGAACACAAACCCAUUGUUAAUCCAGCAGUUACAAGUUCAUAUGGUUAUCCGGGGGGAAGCAAGAAGAUUGAGGUACCAAAUGCGAGAGUUGGAGUGAUCAUAGGCAGAGGUGGGGAAACCAUCAAGUAUCUUCAACUACAGUCUGGAGCCAAGAUUCAGGUUACUAGAGACAUGGAUGCUGAUCCAAAUUCUCCAACUAGAGGGGUAGAACUCGUGGGUACACCAGAGCAAAUUGCUAAGGCUGAACAAUUAAUUAGUGAUGUUCUUGCUGAGGCUGAUGCAGGGGGUUCUGGCAUAGUUUCCCGGAGGAUAACUGGACAGGUGUCUGGAGCAGAACAAUUUGUAAUGAAAGUCCCCAACAACAAGGUUGGUCUUGUUAUUGGCAAAGGAGGUGAAACCAUAAAAAAUAUGCAAGCAACUACUGGAGCUCGUAUUCAGGUGAUUCCUUUACAUUUGCCUCCAGGUGAUACAUCAAGAGAGAGGACAGUACAAAUUGAUGGGUCAAGUGAACAGAUUGAGGCUGCUAAACAGCUGGUGUAUGAGGUUACUAGUGAGAAUCGUGUUAGAAAUUCAGGAAUGUCUGGAGGAUAUCCUCAACAAGGUUAUCAAGCUCGACCUCCUGCAAGCUGGGCUCCUCCUGGUGCGCAGAUGCAACAACCUGGUUAUGGUUACCUUCAACCUGGAGCAUACCCAGGUCCAUCCCCCCAGUAUAACAUGUCUCAACCACCCUACCCUGGUUACCCACCACAACCAGCCUCCUCUGGUUGGGACCAGGCAACUGCACCAAAUCAACAAACAUCCCAGGCAGGUGGGGCAGGUGGUUAUGAUUACUACAGUCAGCAGGCACCCCCACAACAACAGCAAACACCUGGAGGCUCAGCUGCUUCAACUGAUACUACCGCCUAUGGUUACAAUCAGCCAUCAGCCACAGGUUACAGCCAGGGACAAAGUUAUUCCCAAGAUGGGUAUGGUGGAUAUCAUGCACCUGGUCCUCAAUCUGGUUAUCAGGGUCCUGGUUAUGAUCAGCAACAAGGUUAUAGCUCUACUCCCGGUUACGGGAAUGUACCAAACCCAGCUUCUGAUGGCCACAACACUUCAUAUGGUGCGCAAAGUGAUGGCAGUCAAGCACCUGCACCAGUUCAGUCAUCAGCUACGGGUCAACAAGGAUAUCAGUCUGGCCAGCAGCCCAGCCCUAAUCCUAAUUACCCAUCUCAAGGGUUUACUCAGGCUGGGUAUGGCGGGCCACCUACUUCCCAAGUUGGGUAUGGUACCCUGCCAGCUGCUGGUUAUGGCCCCCCGCAAGCUCAAAAGCCUCCAACUACUCAGCCAGCUUAUGGUCAGCCACUGCAGUCUCCUAGUGCACAAGGAGGCUAUGCCCAGCCUCCACCAGUGCAGCCCGGGUUUCCACAGCCACAAACUGCUCAAUUGGGUUAUGGUCAGGGUGAUUCUGGGGCUCAGCGAGCUCCAUCGUCUUAUGGCACUCCAACAGCUCAACCUGGGUAUGGUGCACCAGCCUAUGGGGCUCCACCUAUCGCCCAGCCUAGCUAUGGGCAGCCGCCGCCACCUUACGGUAGUGCCUAUGCUGGUGGUUAUGCGCAGACUCCGGCGGGGUACUCCUCUGAUGGCAGUGGUAGUGGCGGUGCACGGGGAACCUAUGAUGCAAAUGCAACAUCCCAGUCUGUUCAGCCUAGUGCUGGGGGAGUUCCAAAAGCCUCUCCGAAGAGUUAACGGGCGUCUACUUGGAUGAUAGCUAGUUCCUUUUAAGGUUGUUUUCCAUGUAUUGUCUGCUUAGUGUUAAUGUUUAGGUCCUGUUGUGUAUUAGGAUAGAGUCCUAUAUUCAGUUUGUUUUUGGCAUCAUCUCAGGGGCGUGUGAACUUUUCCAUGUUAAGUUGAAAUAUGGGACAUAUGAGCUACUAAGAUUCCUUUGUCUCGAGUACUUU